Messenger RNA from Aplysia californica (California sea hare), 992 nucleotides. RefSeq names its product protein neuralized. Gene Ontology annotation, molecular function: ubiquitin protein ligase activity. Bases 136 to 753 code for a protein of 205 amino acids. The record is from RefSeq and is a predicted model, not a curated record. NCBI's taxonomy places the organism in Eukaryota, Metazoa, Mollusca, Gastropoda, Aplysiida, Aplysiidae. The transcript has 4 exons.
UCCGGUAGCAACAUUGGAUUUCCCCCUUCCCUCUCAGUGGUGAAACGAUCUAUCAUCAGCUGUGAGAAUAUUGAGUGUUUACUGUAUACCUUUUGAUGAUGUGAAAAUUAAGGCAUCAUUGAGCUUAAACCGAAAAUGGGAAAUAAUGGCUCAGCGAGUUCAAAUCGAGGUGUGUCCGGCGACCUGAACUCGCUGCGGGCCGAGAGCCCACUGAUGUUCCACGAGACGCACGGCGACAACAUCCAGCUGCAGUACAACAACACGCGCGCACGCCGCUACGAGAGCUUCUGUAAGGGCAUCUGCUUCAGCAGCCGGCCCAUCGCCAUCAAUGAACGGGUUUACGUGAAGUUUGUGGAAACCAACACAUCCUGGAGUGGGGUGCUUCGGUUUGGCUUCACCAGCGUUGACCCGGCCACCAUCCGGGGCUGUGACCUGCCGCGCUAUGCCUGCCCGGACCUCACCAACAAGCAAGGCAACUGGGCCAAGGCGCUGGGCGAACGCUACACCACCAGCAACAUACUGCUGCACUUCAGUGUGAACCGUGCGGGCGACGUGACGUAUGGCGUGAACGGUGAGGAGAAGGGCCUGUUCUUCAGUGGGGUGGUCACCAACCAGCCUCUGUGGGCCAUGCUGGACAUCUACGGGAAUACAGUGGCCGUGGAGUUUUCACACGCCAAUGCUGGUGAGUUGGAUUCAACUGGGGACUUUUGUCUUUAUCGUGAGGGUCGUGUGACCAGGAGGCCAGCGUCUUAAUCUUUUCUCUAUAGUACUCAGGUGUCAUAUCCGGACAUGAAUUUAGAUUGUCUGUUAAUUGACUUUCAUAGAGAUUUUUAUCAUUCUCCAGUCUCCAAAUCUUCUUUCGAAAAAGGAAGGCUAGGCCUCUAUAGUUACACUAAGCAGCAAGUAGAUAUUAGUAAUAUAUUGUUCUACCAGUCAAGAGAAAGGGAUUUUGUGUGGUACCCCUUUAGACAUCCACGUGCUGCAGUUCUCCA